Messenger RNA from Fusarium verticillioides 7600, 1737 nucleotides. RefSeq lists its product as hypothetical. The record is from RefSeq and is a predicted model, not a curated record. NCBI's taxonomy places the organism in Eukaryota, Fungi, Ascomycota, Sordariomycetes, Hypocreales, Nectriaceae. The transcript has 6 exons. The coding region runs from base 1 to 1737 and encodes 578 amino acids. Gene Ontology annotation, molecular function: CoA-ligase activity.
AUGGUCUUCGAAUCACCAGCGUGGGCGCGAGCGCUCCCUCCAGUGUCUCUGCCAGACAGCAUCACAAUCGAAGAAUUCAUGUAUUCAGAACAACAUGGCCGCAAACCAUUGAAACUGUCCCGUAAUCCAUACACUUGCGGAUUGACGAGUCAGACAUAUACUGUUGCUGAGGUCCGGGAAAGGGUCGACUACAUGGCCAGGGCCAUAGCGAAACGACUCGAUUGGGGUGUCGCCAACGGCACGGAAUGGGACAAGGUGGCUUGUGUCUUUUCUUGGAACACGAUCGAUUACGUUCCAUUGACCCACGCAUUGCAUCGCCUCAACGCUAUUGCAUCGCCUGCAAAUGCAGCAUAUAGCGUCUCUGAACUCACACAUCAACUUCGAGCGACAAGUGCAAAAGCCUUGUUCACCUGCGUCUCUCUCCUUCCCGUGGCUUUGGAGGCAGCGACAGCGGCAGAUAUCUCGAAAGACCAUAUUUUCAUCCUCGACAUGCCUAAUGAAACAAACAACAGCGCGUUUGUUGGUCUAUCUACGCUGAUAGAUGAAGGAAGGCAUUUGCCUCUGCUCCCGCCGUUGCUAUGGGUCAAGGAGCAAGGAAAACGACAGGUUGCCUAUAUUUGCUUCUCAAGCGGCACCUCUGGCCUUCCGAAAGGUGUCAUGUUGUCUCACUACAACAUCAUCAGUAACAUUGCCUUACAAGUCGCGUAUGAGAGCUAUGGGCGGAAAUUAGCUGGGGUUGAAACGCAGGUCGGACUGGGUCUAUUGCCGUUCAGCCAUAUCUACGGUCUAGUCAUCAUCUCUCACAUACUACCUUGGCGGGGUGAUGAGGUGGUGGUGCUCCCAAGAUACAAUCUAGGCCACAUGCUCGCAGCCAUACAGAAGUACAAAGCUAACCAUUUGCCGCUUGUCCCGCCUAUCGCCAUUCAGCUACUCCAGAACAAAAGAAAAUGCGACUCGUACGACCUGAGUAGUUUAGAAUGGGUCACCUCAGGGGCUGCACCCCUCGGCGCGAAGACCAUCGAAAGUAUGCAGCAGAUGUGGCCAAGAUGGAAAGUUGCACAGGGCUAUGGCUUGACGGAAAGCAGUCCUUCUGUUUGCUCCACAAGCCAGCAUGACAUUCUCCCCGGCACAUCAGGGUCCAUCGUUCUCGGCACCCGAUGUAAAGUUAUAGAUGAGAAUGGCUUGGAAGUAACGGAGCUCGAGAAGCCAGGCGAACUCUUCGUCCAAUCUCCAAACAUCUGUCUCGGCUACAUGAACAACGCCAAAGCCACAGCAGAGACGUUUGUGUGGGACGAGGACGGUCGUUGGCUUCGAACAGGUGAUGUUGUUGUUAUACGUCUGUCACCUCUUGGUACAGAGCACGUGGUCAUCGUCGACCGAAUCAAAGAGCUCAUUAAAGUGAAGGGCAAUCAAGUGGCCCCCGCAGAGCUCGAGGCGCAUAUUCUUUCUCAUCCGUUCGUCGCAGAUUGCGCAGUCAUCCCUGUCCCCGACGAUUUCGCUGGGGAAGUGCCCAAGGCCUUUGUAGUAAAAGAUGCUUACACGGGUAAUAAGUCCGACGAAGAGAUCGAGACUGCUAUCUGCAAAUAUGUUGAAAGCCACAAAGCAAAGUACAAGUGGCUCGAGGGUGGUGUGGAGUUUGUUGAAGCCAUUCCCAAAAGCCCUAGCGGUAAAAUCCUCAGACGGGUUUUGCAAGCAAGAGAGAAGGGAAAGUCAGUGGGCGCCACGGCUAAGCUAUAG